Colletotrichum navitas is the source of this 483-nucleotide messenger RNA. RefSeq lists its product as uncharacterized. NCBI's taxonomy places the organism in Eukaryota, Fungi, Ascomycota, Sordariomycetes, Glomerellales, Glomerellaceae. Bases 71 to 289 code for a protein of 72 amino acids. The record is from RefSeq and is a predicted model, not a curated record. The transcript has 2 exons.
GACGACACACGACACUGACAAGCGUGGCAUUGCGCGGUUUAACUGCUGCUGCGUCUGUUCGCGUGGCCUAAUGCACCUCCACCAAGCUGGCGUUGCAAUCAGUCGGUCCAUGGUGACUCGGGCCCCAAUGCGAUGUCGCAUUGCAGAUUGGGGCCAUGGACGGCGGCGAUGCACAGGACCCCAGCAUGAUGCGGUGAUUCGAACUACCGCGAUGCCUCUACGACCCCACGCCGUCGAGGGGAUGCUCGAGUGCGCUUCCCCGGGAGCCGGCGCCUGCCAGGCGACUUAGCGAUGAUUUGUCCGCCUCGAAGAGAACCUCGGCUCGUCCGGAUCUGUCGUAGGGCAAGGAGGGCACUCCCGCCUUAGUCCGUCUGGGCCAUCGGGUCCGGCGUUGGAGUGCGACACGCCGCGAGGAAGAAGGUGCCUCCGGAGCGUCACUCGAGGCGAUUUCUCACGACUCCGCCCCCCCCCCCCCCCCCCCCC